ACUACAGGAAAAUUUCUCUCCUGUUCUGCAUGACCAACGACAAUUGCCCCUGGGUUUCUGGUGUGGUGCACAAGGUUCGCCGGCAGAUCGCACAGGACCCCUCUCUGAACUAUGAGUACCUGCCCUCGAAGGGCAUGAGGUCAUUCAUCCAGGCCUCCUUGGAGCUCCUUUUUGGAAAGCACAGCCAAGCCAUCAUGGAGAACAGGGUGGGGGGUGUGCACACUGUGGGUGACAGUGGUGCCUUCCAGCUUGGCGCCCAGUUCCUCAGGAUCUGGAGCCGGGGGGCUCAGGUAGCUUGCAUCAUCUCGUCUCAGAAAGAACCACAUAGACUCAUCUUCAAGGACCUGGACUAUACAGUUUAUGAACAUUCCAUCUGGGAUCCUAAUCAGCUGUGUGCAGACCCCAUCCUGCUCCUCGACGUGGUAGAGCACCUCCCACUUGGCAGUAUCCUUGUGAUUGGAAGCAUUAUCGACUGCAAGUUGACCCAGGGUCAGUGGGCAAAGCUGAUGUUCACCAUCAAGAGCAAGCAGAUAUUCCCGUUUUUUGAUUUUCCCUGCCAAGGCUUAUCUACGGGUGACUUGGAAGAAGAAGCCAUCAUCUUACAGUAUUUUGUGUCUCAAGGCUUGGAGUUCUUCUGCAGCCAGUCUCUGUCCAAAAACUUUGGUAUUUAUGAUGAAGGAGUGGGGCUCCUCGUCGUGGUGACGCUCAACAACCAGCACCUGCUGUGCGUGCUCUCCCAGCUGACGAACUGUGCGCAGGCGCUGUGGCUAAGCCCUCCUGCCACGGGUGCUCGCAUCAUCACUUCCGUCCUCUGUAACCCUGUUCUGCUGGGAGAAUGGAAGCAGAGUUUAAAGGAGGCUGUAGAGAGCAUGAUACUGAUUAAGGAAAAGGUGAAGGAGAAGCUCCGGCUCCUGGGGACGCCGGGUUCCUGGAACCACAUCACUGAGCAGACUGGGAUCCAUGGCUUUUUGGGACUCAACGAUCAACAGGUGGAAUAUCUGAUCAAGCAGAAGCACAUCUACGUCCCCAGGAACAGCAGGAUCAACUUCACCUGCAUCAACACCCACAACAUCGAUUAUAUCACUGAGAGCAUCCAUGAAGCGGUGUGCUUCUCAAAGGACCCAUAG
Messenger RNA from Perognathus longimembris pacificus (Pacific pocket mouse), 1127 nucleotides. RefSeq names its product glutamic-oxaloacetic transaminase 1 like 1 (gene Got1l1). The record is from RefSeq and is a predicted model, not a curated record. Lineage: Eukaryota; Metazoa; Chordata; Mammalia; Rodentia; Heteromyidae. The transcript is spliced from 9 exons. Gene Ontology annotation, molecular function: pyridoxal phosphate binding; L-aspartate:2-oxoglutarate transaminase activity. Gene Ontology annotation, biological process: L-aspartate biosynthetic process. Gene Ontology annotation, cellular component: cytosol. The coding region runs from base 30 to 1127 and encodes 365 amino acids.